AUGAUAGAUUUCUCUAAAGUACCCGGAAUAACCAACAACGGUUCCGUUCCCAGAGAACCUACAGCUCAAGACAGGCACUACCUGUUGGGGUAUCGAUGGAAUACACUGCUGAGCUACAACGCUGCCAUAAAGAAGUAUCAGGCAUUCGCUAAGGAGACCGGCAGAAUUCCGUACACGCUCCCCCUUAAGCCUAAAGACAUCUACGACUUCUGCCAUUGGGCAGGGAGGACCGCAGACGCACCAACAUCACACGACGUAGCCGCUGUUACGUUGAGGAAAUACCUCGCGGGAAUCCAAAUGUGGCAUACUUACCACGACACUCCCUUCCCCGAACAGACCAAGCAGAAAGUCGCUACGAUGCUCAAAUCCUCUACUUACGCGGACUUGGAUACGCCUAGAAAACCACGCAAGAAGGCCGUUACUGUCGGAAUCAUGGUGAAGCUCGCGGAACUCCUAGGCCCUGGAGACCCGUUCCAAAAGGCACUGCUUGACCUAGCGAUCGUAGCCUUCUGGGGGAUGGCUCGGCUAGUCGAGUUGACUUAUAACAACAGCAAAGGUCUCCUGAGGCGGCAAGCUUCCUUGUUAACCUCAGACGUACAAUUCGACCAAGACUUAGAAGGGAGCAAGGUCUCACUGAUCAUCAGGGGAGCCAAGACGGCUGACCCCGGAGAGGAGCAAGUGAUACAUCUGCAUCAACUGCCCCAUAUGCUCUGCCCUAUUCUCGCGAUAAGGCGAAGACUCGCCGAAGCAGAGCAGUUUAUCUCGACUAACGGAGAAACAUCCCUCUUUGGAUUCACCGAGGCGGAUGGCUCCAGGACUCACCUCACCAAACCGAUGGCUACGAGAGCACUAGACAAAAUCUGGAAAGCGCAGAACCUUGAAGGGGUCUCUGGUCACUCGUUUCGGGUAGGAGGAGCCUCUGUUCAGAAAGCAUUCGGUGUCUCAGACGAACAGAUCUGUCUGCGAGGAAGGUGGAAUUCAGACUGUUACAAAUUGUAUCUCCGGGAAUUCCCCCCUGAAGAACUCGAGGCCACUUAUACCCUCCUCAACAGGCUUGAGGAGUGCUGGACCCUCUCGACCCUCAAGGGAAGUUGA
Molecule: messenger RNA, 1095 nt
Organism: Puccinia graminis f. sp. tritici CRL 75-36-700-3
Lineage: Eukaryota; Fungi; Basidiomycota; Pucciniomycetes; Pucciniales; Pucciniaceae
Exons: 1
Coding region: 1-1095 (364 amino acids)
Biological process (GO): DNA recombination; DNA integration
Molecular function (GO): DNA binding
Source: RefSeq, a predicted model, not a curated record